Molecule: messenger RNA, 2877 nt
Organism: Aphis gossypii (cotton aphid)
Lineage: Eukaryota; Metazoa; Arthropoda; Insecta; Hemiptera; Aphididae
Product: UDP-glucosyltransferase 2
Exons: 4
Coding region: 1241-2803 (520 amino acids)
Molecular function (GO): UDP-glycosyltransferase activity
Source: RefSeq, a predicted model, not a curated record
UAUUUCUGAGUGACGGGGAUUUUGCAUUGUAUCGGUUAUAAUAUAAAUUACUUCGAGUUGAUGUGUUUAAAACUGAUCAAUAAGUCGUUGGCCUAACAUCGAUCAACAAUAAAUAAAUAUCUGAGCACUAUCGGAAUUACCUGCAUUGUUGUUUCCAUCGAGUGUUAUACUCGUCGACGGACGGUGAUGUCAUCAGGCGAUCGCGACUUUUAUAGGAGCAGGUGUGUACUUUCACAGUGAACGAUCAGACGACCGUUUGGUGGCGAUUUCGGUAAACGGUACGGAUGUGCGGCUGUCUGUAUUUGGCAUUUGCUAUACUUGCCUUUGGACACCGCUCGCCGUUCGAGUGCUAGCAUUUGAGACGGUGGCUGCCAAGAGCCAUUGGAACUUCAUGAGAGUCGUGCUGAUUGCUUGCGGACAUAUGGUGAUGGUUUGCGGACAUCGGGACACCACCCACCAAAAAUAAUACGUAUUGGUGUAAAAGUAUUUCUUGAAUUUUGAUUUAUACUCGUAUUAUUUACAUUUUUGGAAAAAACGCCAUUAAAACUAUUACUGCAGUUAUGUUAGAUUCAAGUAUUUAUCUUUAACUAAGAUGGCAAUAAGCAGCUUAUGUUUUCAAAAUGGUUAUGAACGCUUAGAGUUUAAAUAGUGUAUACACGUAUAUGCCUAAUAAACAUUUAGUACAAUCUACGUUUUGAAUUAUCACGUUACAUAUUUACAUUUUUAAAGUAAGAAUAAUAUUAUUCUGGCAAAGUCGACGUUUUGAUGUGACUAUAUAGCAAAUCACAUCGUGGAUUAACACAACACACAUACUAUAUAAUUGUGUAAUCUAUUAAUUUUUUGGUAUAUGAGGUCAAAAUACGAUUUGAUAAUAAAUGGAAAAGAUUAUCAAAACUAUUGUUGCGGUAAACAAUGCACUAAAAUAUAAAUUAAAAGAAAAUAAUCAUCCCAAUAUAUAUUGAAAUAUAGGAUUGGAAUCGGGUAGAGGGGAGAAGUGUGACGCUGCAGGUCUUUUAAAAAUCACAGAAAGCCCAUCAAUGCACGUAUACGCAUUGCCGUCGUGUCGUACUCGUUCAGUACGUCGAAAAUAUACUUUGACGAGCAUACGCCUUGUACCAGCUAUAACUCAAACCUCAUGACAUAAUAUUGUAAUAAUACACAAAUAUACAGAAUUGGACGGUUUUCAAUCGGACCGACUCGGUUCAAAACGAUAUUUGCAAACAAAUAGUUAAAACAAAUCAUGACCCGCAGACCACGGUGGUGUGGACUCGCGGCCAUUUUUCUGCUGACGGCGGCCAUUUCGAGUCGGCCGCGGCCGGCGGACGCGGCCCGGGUGCUGGCGUUCGAGACGGUGGCCGCCAAGAGCCACUGGAACUUCAUGAGAGCCGUGCUGCGCGCCCUGGCCGACCGCGGCCACCCGGUGAAGGUUUAUACGCCGUUCCCGGACCUCGGGACGCCGGCCACCGACAACUACACGGAGGUGAAAACGUCCGCGGAGUACCGGAUCGACGGCGCGAACGGUUUCGCGACAGCCGUCGACUUGGACGCCUCCGUGGUGGUGCCGCUGUUCGCCCGGCCGUCGUUCAUGGUGCCGUUCAUCGUCCACUUCAGCCGUUCGACGUGCGACUACAUGGACCGGGUACUGUCGCGGGACGUCGGCGCCUACGACCUGUUCGUCACGGAACCGCUGAGCAGCGAGUGCGUGUCGCACGCGGCCCGAUGGCUGGGCGUCCCGCUCGUCUACGUCGUGCCCGCGCCCCUGCUGCCCUGGAUCGAAACGGGCGCGUUCGGCCACUACUCCAAUCCGGCGGUCGCCACUCACCUGUUCGCCGCGUACGCCGUGCCCGACACGUUGUACCGGCGGUUGCACAGCGCGGCCCUGCACCUGUACACCGUCUGCGGGAACUACUGGUACACGGCCGCCGUGGAACGUCGGCCCUACGACCUCGCGCCGCCCGUCAGACCUGCCCUGGUGUUCGUCAACACGCACCACGUUACCGAACCGCCCGGACCUGUGCCGGCCAACCGCGUGGACGUCGGCGGCAUUCAUUUGACCGAACCCCGACCGCUACCGGCCGAUAUUUUAAAAUUUAUCGAGGAAUCACAAAACGGAGUUAUUUACUUUUCAUUUGGCACCGUAGUCGCCCUAUCAUCAUUACCGGACCAUAUUCAAAAUGCUUUCAAAGAUGCAUUAGCUGAAGUUCCUCAAAGAGUACUGUUGAAGUUCGAAGGAGAAAUGAAGGAUAAACCAAAAAACGUGAUGACAAGCAAAUGGUUACCCCAACGAGAUAUACUGAAGCAUCCAAAUGUAAAGUUAUUUAUCGGCCAUGGAGGUAUAUCGGGAGUCUACGAAGCUGUGGACGCUGGAGUCCCAAUUCUAGGAUUCCCUUUGUUCUAUGACCAACCAAGAAACAUGGCAAAUUUGGUCGAUGCAGGUAUGGCGUUGUCAUUGGAUUUGUUUUCAGUAACCAAAAAUACACUUUUAAAAGCUAUCAAUGAAAUUAUCAACAAUGAAACGUAUUCAAAAAAUGCUAAAAUUGUUUCUGACAGAUUUAAAGAUCGACCUAUGUCGCCGACCGAAUCAGUUGUUUACUGGACCGAAUACGUCAUUCGUUAUAAAAAUGCACCGCAUUUGAAAUCUCAUGCAUUCAAUUUAACAUGGUAUCAAUAUUUUUUACUGGACGUUAUAGCAGUUGUAUUUUUAAUAAUUUUAUUUGUUUCUUAUAUUACAUUGAAAACGUUGCGGUUGGUAAAUAAAAUUAUUUUUAAACCGUUAUCAAAAUCGAAAUUAAAACCAGAUUAAUUUUAAGGGAAGUUUGUGCUUAAGAAUAUAACAUAUUUUUUAAAUAAGUUAAUAAACACCAAUUAUUUUUAAUA